CAUAAACACAGAAUAAUUAUAUUAGACAAGUAUAGCUCUAUUGAUGUUCAGUUGGUAUUUUGAUAUUUCAUAAAAUAGAUCUACUAUUUUAUAUUUGGACUCUAUUUUGAUGCCUUAAAGCCUACCACACCCUCCAGGGCUAUAGUAAUGAACAUUAUUUUCACAAAUUAUUUAUAGUGUGCGGAAUAUUUUUCCAUUGAGUUCUGUUUAUUUGAGCAUUUGAUGCAAAGUUUUGUGAUUUUUUUGUUGAAAUUAUUAUUUUAUUUUAGAAGUGUUUAAAAGUGUUUCUUAAAGUUUGUAAAAAUGGUUGACGGAAUCGGAAAGAGUGUUAAAUAUGCGAUGUUUGCCGUAAACGGGAUUAUAUUUAUUGGAGGUCUGGUAGUGUUUUCAGUGGGCGUAUGGACUUUAGCCGACCGUUCAUUUAUGGAGCGAUUGCUGGGCAGCAGUCUAUACGUUGCGUCGGCAGCGCUAUUGAUUGCCGCCGGAGUGAUUGUGGCCAUCAUUUCAUUCUUAGGCUCUUUUGGCGCCUAUAAGGAGAUCCGUUGUAUGCUCUUAACGUUUUUCAUCAUUUUAUUCUUCCUCUUCAUCCUUAUGCUUGUCGGAGGAAUCCUGGGAUAUGUGUUCAGGAAUCAGGUUGACGACCGGAUGUACAGAGAAAUGAUAACAACUGUUGCACUCUAUAACAACGAUUCUGCGGUCACUGAAGCGUGGGAUUCCGUACAAAAGAAUUUCAAAUGUUGCGGAAUGUCAGUAAACGGCGCCAAACCGUAUGAAAUAUAUCAGAGACAGAAUAGAGGAAGUUUUGGUGGCGGCGCCGGAAGACCUAAAGUGCCCAUC
This is a messenger RNA of Medioppia subpectinata, 837 nucleotides long. Lineage: Eukaryota; Metazoa; Arthropoda; Arachnida; Sarcoptiformes; Oppiidae. The record is from the annotation of a GenBank genome assembly.